This is a messenger RNA of Stylonychia lemnae, 783 nucleotides long. Lineage: Eukaryota; Ciliophora; Spirotrichea; Sporadotrichida; Oxytrichidae. The record is from the annotation of a GenBank genome assembly.
AUGGGUCAUUUUAGAGAGCAUUAAGAUGAUAACAAAGGGCUCAAGGACAUGAAACAUCAAUUAACAGAGAUGGAUCAUGAUUAUGAUGUAAUGCUUAGAGAACGUGAGGAAUCUAAGAAACAAUUAGAAGCUAAAUUCUAAGACAUUGCAAGAAAGAUUUAAGCCAACAAAGAUUUUACUAAUGCUGAGGUGAAGAGAGUUAAAGACACUUUAAAAGCGUUUCAAUCUAAGUUUUAGUACAAAUUGAGGUUAUUGAGAGAGGAAUAUGAAGAGAAGAUAAGAUAGAUGAGGGACCACAACAGAAAUGAAUUCCAAAUUGCAAAGGACAGAAUGGAUAGACUAGAAAAUAACAUAAAAAAGGAAAUAAAAGACAGAGUUGUUGAAACAGAUGAAAUUAUCUACGCGACAAGGACUGAUCUUAAUAAUUAAUAAAAGGCAUUUGAUGAGGAAUGUUCAACUAGAAUUGAAAGAGAGAAAGAUAUUCUACAAGCAUUAGAUGAUGAGAAGUAUAAACUACACAAGAAAAUUGACUAUGAGAGAACUGACAAAAGUUUGAAGUUUGGAGCAUUCAGAGAUGAUGUGAAGGAUUAAUUAAAAAGACAGCAUAAGUUUGUUGAAGAAUUCCAAAGAAAAGCAAUGGAUGAAUUUAGAAGAUUAAGGGAGCAGUUAGAACUAGAGAUGGAUGAGAGAUUCGAUCAUCAAGACGAAAUAUUGGAUAACCUUUCUAAUAGUAUUAAGACAUUCCAGGAUACAAUGAAGAUUGUCGGCCAAACUGUGUUUUGA